This is a messenger RNA of Penicillium daleae, 1086 nucleotides long. Its product is annotated as 2EXR domain-containing protein. The record is from RefSeq and is a predicted model, not a curated record. Bases 1 to 1086 code for a protein of 361 amino acids. The transcript has a single exon. NCBI's taxonomy places the organism in Eukaryota, Fungi, Ascomycota, Eurotiomycetes, Eurotiales, Aspergillaceae.
AUGGCCACAACCUUCCCUCUAUUCCCACACUUACCCCCCGAACUGCGCCGGCUAAUCUGGAAAGAAUGUCUCCCGAAAACCCGCGUCUUCGACACCAUGCUUCCCUGCCUAGUGUACGAAUCCUCGCACUGUCGCGGGACAGGCUGGGCGUCGCGCGAAAGCUGGAGAUCGCCAGUUAUCACGCGGGUAUGUCGGGAAUCCCGCGCGGUAGCGCAUGAAACAGGCCGAGUGCUAUUCCGCGAAGACGACACUAAUGUCCCCGAUUACAUCGAGAGCAUGUGGUCGGAUGCGAGCACGGAUAUUGUGGCGCAGUAUUGGUGUCCGGGCCUGGAGGGGGUGAUAUUUUGGUCGUUGGAUGAUCCGGAUGUGUACAUGUUUCAUUGGGCCGGGAUGUAUGGGCGGGCGAUGAUUGCUGAGGCGCGGUUGCGGAGUGCGUUGCACUUGGUCAGUGGGACGUUUGACUGGACGAAUUUGGCGCGAUUGGAGGAGUGUUUUGUCUGUUUGGAGGAUCCGGUGAUGAUUCAUUUGAGCAGGAAGGAGUUGCUUCUUUCGGGCUUGUUUGGUCAUCUAGGGGAAGAAUAUAUUCAACCGGUUGAUCCGAUGGAUACGCAGACGUUGAAGAAGUUCCACCAGCUGGCGUUGACGUCUAGUCAACAAUUACCCGAGACGCUGGAUUUCUUUGAUCAAUUGCUCACGCCAACGUUCCAGAAAAGAAUCCAAAACUGGACUCGCGACACGAUGACCCGCUGGAUCUACCAGGAAUGGAACCACGCCAGCGAGGCCGAGUAUACGGCUAUCUCGCAUCCCGAGCGAGUCUGGCUGGGCCCACGAGAACCGGGCAAGGAUGGGAAUACGUUUAAUCCGCUUCGGCCGUGUUCGUACAAAUACGACACGUGCUUCAACAUGUCGAAUGAAGUGCAUUUCUCGUAUAACGAGAAACAUCCGUGGGUGAAGGAGAAACUGGCACGGGCACCGAGGUUUUAUCCGAGAAUCAUGAUUCGGCCGUGUAUCAAGCGGUGCUGGAUUCCAAGGACUCUGCCGCGACGGGGGAGGCCGAGAGGGCAUUAUCGAGCUGGAUGGAGAUGA